Molecule: messenger RNA, 1895 nt
Organism: Neolamprologus brichardi
Lineage: Eukaryota; Metazoa; Chordata; Actinopteri; Cichliformes; Cichlidae
Source: RefSeq, a predicted model, not a curated record
AUCUGCGUGCAGCCGGCCGCUCGGCGCUCAUGCCCGCUGUGUUCUCUGACUCCGGGAGGAUGGACGGUGUGUCGUUGGGUCUGGUUGCCACACCGGCCUCACCGCGUCCACCAUGUGCCACCGAUUCAGAAGAGGACACGGUGAAUGGAGGGAUGCACACCUUCAACCAGACGCACAUGAGGAAAGCGUUUCAGUUGAUGAACGACCUGAGGAGUAAAAAGAUGCUGUGUGACGUCCAGCUGGUAGCCGGGAGCGUCGAAGUGCCAGCUCACAGGGUGGUCUUGGCGUCCUGUAGCCCUUACUUCUGUGCCAUGUUCACGGGUGAUAUGAGUGAGAGUAAAGCUCAGCAGGUGGAGAUCAGAGAGGUGGACGGUCAGACUCUGAGAAAACUGGUCGACUAUAUUUACACAGCAGAGAUCGAGGUCACAGAGGACAACGUCCAGGUACUGUUGCCUGCAGCCAGCCUCCUCCAGCUGAUGGAUGUGCGUCAGGUUUGUUGCGAAUUCCUGCAAUCUCAGCUUCAUCCCACCAACUGCUUGGGCAUCAGAGCCUUUGCUGACCUGCAUACGUGCACACAGCUUCUCAACCAGGCUCACGUGUUCGAGGCGAUGAUAUCGUGGAUCAAACAUGAUAAACCAGCUCGUCUGGAAUACAUGCCCAAACUAAUGGAGCAUGUGAGACUUCCACUGCUUUCCAGAGAUUACCUGGUGCAGAUUGUAGAGGAAGAAGCUUUGAUAAAGAACAACAACACUUGUAAAGAUUUCCUCAUAGAAGCAAUGAAGUAUCACCUGUUGCCUGCUGACCAGCGUCACCUCAUAAAGACUGAUAGGACGCGACCACGAACUCCGAUCAGCAUCCCAAAGGUGAUGAUUGUAGUGGGUGGUCAGGCUCCCAAAGCCAUCCGCAGCGUGGAGUGUUACGACUUCCAGGAAGAUCGUUGGUACCAAGUGGCCGACCUGCCCUCUAGACGCUGCCGGGCAGGUGUGGUUUCCAUGGCGGGCCGAGUGUUUGCGGUUGGAGGUUUCAACAGUUCGCUGCGGGAGCGUACGGUGGACGUGUACGACGGCACAAGAGACCAGUGGAGCGCGGUGUCGAGCAUGCAGGAGAGACGCAGCACGCUGGGAGCCGCUGUGCUGGGCGAUUUACUGUAUGCUGUGGGAGGCUUUAACGGAAGCAUAGGUCUGUCAACAGUCGAGAUUUACAACUAUAAAACCAACGAGUGGACGUACGUCGCCUCCAUGAACACCAGACGCAGCAGCGUGGGUGUAGGGGUGGUUGAUGGUAAGAUGCUUUGUAAAAACAAUCUGAACAAAAUCAGAACUUGUUUUGUUAAAGUGCUUCAUUUGUGGUGAAUUUGCACUAUAUUUUGGGUUUUGGAGGAUUUCACUGUCACCGUCUCCUGAUAUUUAUUUAAAAAAUAUUUUUGUCCAGGUGUGGGUGUGUUGGGUGGUCAGCUGUAUGCAGCAGGAGGCCAUGACGGUCCUCUGGUGAGAAAGAGCGUGGAGGUGUACGACCCACAGACCAACACCUGGAGGCUGGUCUGCGACAUGAACAUGUGUCGACGAAACGCAGGUGUUUGUGCCAUUAACGGGCUGCUGUAUGUGAUUGGAGGAGAUGACGGGUCCUGCAAUCUGUCCUCUGUAGAGUUUUACAACCCAGCCACAGACAAGUGGAGCCUCAUUCCCACCAACAUGAGCAAUGGACGGAGUUAUGCUGGAGUCGCAGUGAUUGACAAGCUGUUAUGACGGCAUCGGCUCCACAUCAGCGAACUGAAGCUCAGCAAGCAAUCGGGAAAGUGGAACAAACAAGAGACGCCCUCAGUCUUCAGCUAACACGAUCGGAAAUGAUCUCAAUUUUUUAUAUUAUUUUUUUUAUAUUUUUUUAUUUUUAGGGGG